This is a messenger RNA of Prunus mume (Japanese apricot), 1292 nucleotides long. NCBI's taxonomy places the organism in Eukaryota, Viridiplantae, Streptophyta, Magnoliopsida, Rosales, Rosaceae. The record is from RefSeq and is a predicted model, not a curated record.
GGACUUUUCCAAAAGGGGCCUAGGCUUUUUACCAUUCACAAUCAGCACUCUUCACCGUUCUUCCCAGGUUCUACCAAAAAUUGUCUUAAGCCCUAAAACCCUAAAACAUGAAACGCGGAAAGUAUUCCCAACUCCAUGGCACUCCUAAUCCGACCCUUACGAAAAUCCGUGGUUUUUCCUCCUCCUUCCUCCAAAAUCGUAGUUCAGCAAAAACCCACUUUGCAUUUUGCCCCUGAAAAACAAGUCUCCCUCUUAAACCCCAGGCUCCUACCAACACAAUGCCUAAGCACUUACAUCUCUGAAAUGCUUCUUCAAUCGGCCUUCCAAUCAAACAUUCUCAGACUGUUACGCAAUGAGAUACAAUACGAAUUCGAUCGCUCUCCUCCUAAUCAGAGACACCUUGGUCAGACUCCCGAAACGCUUCAAACCCACGAUAUUACAACCAAGGAGACCAUUUUGCUCCAAGGCUCCGAAUACAAACACCACCACAAGCUAUAACCAGAGCGGUGGCAAUGCUGAGGAGACAAGUCUGAGUAGAUACCAGGACUCGCUUAAACAACUGGACAAGCUCGACUUCAUGAAAGCUGCAAAAAUCCUCUUCACUGGUCCACCUUCCAAAAGGAAGUUUGGCUGUGUAUCUGGUGGCUCAAUAUGCUCGCUACGAAAUCAGAAGAAUGGAAGCGCGUACACACACACACCCCACACACUGGGUUUCCUUUCUUUCCUCUCCUCACCAAAAUCACCAUCUCAGGAACUGGAGCAGAAAAAGAAGAAAGAAGAAGAAGCGAAAGCAAAAGAAAAAGAAAUAGAACUAAAGGCUGCUGAAGAAAAAGAAGCCUCUAAUCCGGAACUUUUGGAGGUAAGAGUGAGACUAGAUAAACUUGAAGAAACUCUGAAGGAAAUUGUGGUUGAAUCAAAGAAGCAAAUGAAUAGUGGCCAAACAAAAGAGCAUGAAGGAGGAAAGGAGAAGAAAGAUAUUGUAACAGAAGCAAGUAGCCGUAGUAGUUCAGAAUCUAGCAAGCCGGUUGAGAAAGAUCCUCUCAGUAAACAGGAUUCUGUAGAACCAGGACCAGCCCUCAGCAAAGAGCGGGUAGUAGGUCAGCACCCGGUUCCUAAUGCUCACUUGCAGGAUAAGGAGGGCAAGACCCCAGCUUCUGAAGAUGCUAAAAGAUGAAUUGAAGUUUUUUCAGCUAUUGUCUAUAAUUUUUGGUGUAGCAUAGGCAAGAGGAAACACAUGGAUUGAACAAAAUGAUUUUUAGUUUAGGAGUAUGAUACGAACUCAAUUAUCUUUU